CCUAAUGAGGUGUUUAACCUGUAAAUUGUGCUUUCAUUCAAUGUAUUGGGGCAAACACUAUCAAUAGAUGAUCACCAAAUCAGCAAGCUCUCCAGAAGUCCAUGAGCUGAUUCUAUCGAAAAGGGAAUUUGAAAGGAAGGAGAAGAAAAAUGAGGAUGUUUACAAAGGAACCAUCUUAAACAGGCAGCCCUGCGACUCAUCGCACGUGUCAAAGGACGAGAGCUUCCUCCGGGACAUCAUCGCCGAGGAAACCGAGAAGGAAAGCUUCACCGCAGUUGUGAUCACAGGAGUCAAGAAAGAUCACAUCGACUACCUGAAAAAAAAAUUCAACAAGCUGGCUACAGAGCUUGCGCAUGUUUAUCACUAUUACAUUCAUGGAGUUGAUGGAAAUAACAAGCGACAGGCCUCAAAACGGCCCAGCGAUUUCCUGAAAAUUGACAUUCUGCUGACUUUGUGGGAGAAGUCCUCCAAAAUUGUUCCUGAUAUACACCUCCGGGAUGUGGAUAAUGACCUGCAGACGCUUUACAUCGAGACUGCAGUAGAAACCUUUGAGUUCAGGGCCUUCGUGGUUAAAAAAGAAUGCAACGACCGUCAGCGUAAAGGUGGCUCUGAUGCUGACAGUGGAGGGGGUCAGCAGGACAGCGAAGGGGGCACAGUGGAGGGGGUCAUUCGCUACCACCCCUUUCUGUACGACACAGAGACCUACCCCAAAGAUCCAAACGCUGCUGCAGCUUCUGUCAAUGAUGAUGAUGAUGAUUGUGAAAACGGUCCUGUCGCCCAGAAUCGGGCAAGAGGGACGAAGGACAUCUUUGAAUGUUACUGGAAUGGGCGGCUCAUCCCUUACACCACAGUGUCUGAAUUCCAGGUCUCUACCAAUAAGCUGCACUUCAUGGACCUCGAGCUGAAACUGAAAGAUAAAGAAACCAUAUUCACCCCCAUUCUGAAUCCCCAGCAACAGAAACACUCCAAAAGAGGACACAUACAGAGGGAUUUCAUGCUGUGGCUUAAAAACUGUCACGUGAAACACGACAAAGAGGUGAAGUUUCGAGGCUACAAGGAGACCAUAUCACGGCCAGAGUUAAACAAGAAAAUGCAGCAUCCCUGGGCGACCUUCUCAUCCAUCGAAUGGGACGGGAAAACAUACAAAGCAGGCCAACUUGUGAAGUCUCAGAACACGUCGCCCAUUUACCACGGCACCAUUGUUGGGUUCCUGUUGUUCGGAACCUACGGUGAAGACGUGUUUGCCACGGGAGGUCAGGAGCCUGAAGCACUUUAUGGGAUUUCUAAGAUCCUGCCAAUCACCAAGAUUGUCAGAAAUGCGACCAAUGAAACCAUCCAGGCAGUCAUCGAGAAGGACCUUGACAAGCUCCCAGAGAAGCUGGCGGUAGAGUGGCCAAAGGGAAACUCCUUGUCACUAAAUGCCACUUAUCCUUCAGGGACCGUUUUCGGCCCCCUCAAAGUUGAAAUACUAAACAGGAAGGGAGACCAGCUGUCCAGGAUUCAAACAAAGGGCCCUGGGACACCGAUAAAAAUGAGUCUUAAACUAGUCCAUCAUGACCAUCUAACCAACUUGGGAAAGCACACCCUGACUCUGACCACCCAAGUAAAGGACUUCAAUCUCCAAAAGCCUCCAAGCUGGGCGCUGACAUUUACCGUCAAAGAGGGGGAGGCAGUCAGCUUCACAGUGGACGGGGUGAGACCCACAGUUCGCGUGGGCGUGCCCUUCCACAUUCCCCUGCAGAUGAAGGACCGCUUCGGCCACCCAGCGGCGCCGCCUCUCCGCCUCCAGCCUGAACUCAGAUGCAGUGACCUGGAUUUGAGUUAUAUGUCUGUGGACAGCAGUAAGAACACAUUCUCCAUCAAAGGCGUCAAGGCAAUAGGAAAAGUCCGCAGUGAUCAGCACUCCGAGGGUUAUGAACUGAGCGUGAAGCUACCUGGACUCCAAAAUGAUGAGCAGACUAUGAGGAUCAGCCUUCUUCCCGGUGACCCGCAUUCCCUUCAUGUGAAAUCAGAAGCUGCCCAACUGGAGGUUGAGAAUGGAAAUCCGGCCAUUUUUGAUGUGGAAAUUCACGACCAAGCUGGAAACAUCACCGCCAACCCCAAACAGUUGAGGGGCUCCCGCGGACCACCACGGACUGCAGCAGCACAGGAGCUGGCAGGCUAGUGACACAGCCCAUAAACCUGAAAAUAACCAACGGAGAGCCACGGACGCUAAAAGUUACAUUUGAAAUGCCUCACCUGAAGAAAGUGGCGCGGUGCUCGGCCGAGCUGAAAGUCUCGCCCAGCCGCCGGGUCUCAGUGAUGCGGCUGUACUGUGACGCCGGUGACGGUCAGCUGGCGCUGCAGAACAACGAAAGGCUGGAGCGGAGGGCUGGCGGGGCUCUGGGGAACCUGCGCUACCGGCUGUACGACGAGUCGGGCCGAGAGGCGGCGCUCACCGCCGAGACGGCCUCCGCCAUGAUGGUCAACUGGACCAGCGAUGUGGAUCGCGCAGGUCUGGUCCAGGGGAGGCUGCCCGACGUCCCGGUGCCCACUCAGGUGAUGGAGGAACGCUUCUGCCAGGUGUCCUACCAGCACCAAAACGUCUCCUUCACCUUCACUAUUGUGCCCUGUCCAGAUGACCCUAAACAGCUGAAGGCCACGCUGCCCCAGGGCACUGUGAAGCUCGGCGAGAUCCUGCCAGGACAUAUUGUUGUGGAGCUUGUGGACCAGUUUGACAACGUGACCCAAAAGUUCACCCCUGAUUGUGCGGAGCUCAUGACUCUGGAAGCUGAGGGUCUCCACAAAUCUGGUGUCACCUACACAUGGCAGAGCGCCUCUGUUUGGGUGGCAGGAGUGCGCUUCGACUCUGGGCCUCUGGGAGCCAGAGACCUGUGCUUCCACUGUGGCCGCUAUGAGGGGAGCUCCAGCCUUAGAGUGACCCCCGGAGUCCCUGCACAGCUUAGACUCAUCAGUGGGCCUGAGCAGCCUUUGCAGGUUUUGAAUGGCCGCGGUAUCCCCACACCAUUCCUAGUCCAGCUGUUUGAUGAUUGGGGAAAUCCCUCACCGGACCAGGAGGCUUUGGUAGAGAUCACGCCUUCCUCCCCAACGCUGCAGGUAACUACAAAUGUAAUUUCCCAACCUGCGGAUGCAGAAGGGAAGGCCUCUUUCAAGGUCAACUUUGUGAGUGGUCCAAAAGGGUACUAUCAGCUGGAGUUUAGGAGUUCCUUGAACAGCAUACCAAUCUCCAGUACGUCGGUCAACCUCACCGUCAUCGCUGACCCCACCAAACCCGUCGGUCUGUCCCUGGAAUACGACCCCAGUGCCCAGUUUCCCGCUGGAGGCAUCUUCCCAGCUUUCUCGUUGGUGGUGGUGUCUGACGAAGGAAGCCCGGUCACAACGUUCAGCCCGACCGCCGUAGCCAUGUUUGUGAAGAGGGAGGAGCCAUCGACACAGACAGUGACUGAGCUGAAGUGCAGUAAGCCGAUGGAAAACGACAAGCCGGACCGUUUUUACUUCAGAGACAAAAAAAUCCCAGAACGUAUUGGAAAGUACAUCGUAGACUUCUCAUUGAGCGUCGACCAAACCAACGUCCUGCGCAGCGAACAGAUCUGUGUAGAUGUCGUGGCCAAUCGGCCGGUCCAGCUGGCCCCCGACUCCCCGCCGGCCCCGCCCGUGGUCUCCCACAGUGGAGACGUCUCCGGACGAACCCUGGUCAAGAGCAUGACUCUGCAGAUUCAGGAUGCGUUUGGAAACCCGACGGGGCAGGACCUGAGCGGGACGGUUGUGGUCUGUAUAAAGCGCCCCGAUCCAGGCAGAGACAUCCCGCUGUUUGAGCGGAAGAUGGACCGCGUUUCCGUCAGCUUGGACAAAGGAAGAGCCCACAUCCUGGGCUUGGCUAUCAUGGAGAACAGCCCCGGUGAGAACGACAGCCAGUACGUCCUCCUCUUCCAACCUGAGGUUCCCAUGGUCUCCCUGUCUCCUUAUGAGCUGCCCUUCCAUUUUUACUAUGAUUCAGAGAACCUUGGAAAAGUGACUCGCCUGAACAAAAACAAAGAAGAGCUCAGGAACACAUUGGCACAAUAUGAAAAAUUGAUGAGUUCACAUGAGGCUCUUACUAAGCUGCUCACAUGUCAAGUCACAUCUACAAAUCAGAAAGAGGUUGCCCUGAGCAAAGAGCUAGUGAGAAGGAACAUGGGCAUUGUGGGACCUUUAUCUACUCCAGAUAUCGACAAGCUCCUCCAGGAGAAGAAAACUCAAGCUGAAAAUCUUCAAAAAGAGACUCGAGUGUCUUCCAUCCCGAAUAUCUUCAGUGGACCUGACGUCCUGGGGAAGGUCGCCCACCUGGCCGUUGUCGAGGACGACGAGGCUGCGCGGGUCGUCUCCUGGCACCUCAGAGGCGACAUGGACUGCGUCGUCACGACGACCACGGAAGCGGCGCAUAGAAUCCACCGAGAUACCCGGGGAAAUCAACAAGUCCUGCCCCUGGACGGCGUCUUGGAGGCAGACGACAGACCGCUGCCACACCUCAGGAACAGCUUCAGUCUCUUCGACCCCCCUGGGAACCCGGUCCAUGCCAGAAAGCUGUUGAUUUACCCCAAUGAACAGGAGAAAUGCAACAAGUUGUUUAAAAACCUGCUCGGAGAAACGAUUCUGAUGGACGACCUGGAUUCGGCGACCCGCUACAGAAGGAUGCUGGUGGAGAGAGGGAUCCGCUGUCCCACCAUACUGACCAGACACGGAGACAUGGUCAGCGCCAAAGGGAAGUUUGGAGGCCGUCAGAACAGAGCCCCGCCCCCCGACGGCCGGGCGUUCGGAGCCCCUCUGCCUCAACCGUUCCACACCCUGAAGAAGGACAUGGAGCUGCUCGCUCAGUACCGUGAGGCCAUAACAAAGGCGAGGAUGGCAGAAAAGGACCUAGAUGAUCAUGCACAGAAAGGCCAAGCUCCUGAAAUGCAGCGAAAGCGAGAAAAACAGGAAGAGUUAAAGAAGCAGCUGGAUGAAAUUGACAGAGAACUUGCCUUCUUAUCAAUGAGAUCUGGGAAACGGGUUCCCGAGAGUGCUGGUGAGCCGUCAGGAAUUAGUCCAAAGAAACCAAGACGCACAUAAGAGAGAAUCUCUUCCAAUGCUUUGGACACCAGCUCCUUAUUAUGUGUUCCUUUUUAUAUUGGGGUAUUUUCAUGUAGUUAUUAUGGUUCAUUCUGUGCUCAAUCAUUCUAUAAAAUCAGAACAAGCAAUAACAUUUCCCUU
This is a messenger RNA of Menidia menidia (Atlantic silverside), 5229 nucleotides long. Lineage: Eukaryota; Metazoa; Chordata; Actinopteri; Atheriniformes; Atherinopsidae. The record is from the annotation of a GenBank genome assembly.